Messenger RNA from Ochotona curzoniae (black-lipped pika), 826 nucleotides. Its product is annotated as D-dopachrome decarboxylase-like. The transcript is spliced from 3 exons. Bases 323 to 679 code for a protein of 118 amino acids. NCBI's taxonomy places the organism in Eukaryota, Metazoa, Chordata, Mammalia, Lagomorpha, Ochotonidae. Gene Ontology annotation, molecular function: phenylpyruvate tautomerase activity. The record is from RefSeq and is a predicted model, not a curated record.
AAGCCAGCGGUCCGCAACACCAAUGAUGAGCGGACAAGGGACCUCCCCUCACCCUUCCCGGACGCCAUCGGCCACGCAGGAUGGCGGCCGGGAAGCGCCGGGAUGUGUCGGGGCGGAAGUCUGGCUGCCCCUUUCCUGCAAAGCACGGGUAGGGGGCGUGUAGCCUCGGCAGCCAAUCAUGAGGCGCUGAGUCUCUGCCAGCCAAUGAGGAGCCUGGUCGCGCGGACAGCCCCGCCUGUCUCCCCUCCCCCCGGGAGUCUUAAGUUCUGUGGUUCAGCUCGUCCUUCCCCACUUUGGUCUCCGUCCGUCUCCCGGCCCCGACAUGCCCUUCGUAGAGCUGGACACGAACCUGCCCGCCGACCGCGUCCCCGCAGGCCUGGAGAAGCGGCUGUGCGCGGCCACUGCCGCCAUCCUGGGCAAACCUGAGGAACGCGUCAGCGUGACCGUGCGGCCGGGCCUGGCCAUGGUGCUGGGCGGCUCCUCCGAGCCCUGCGCGCAGCUGUGUGUGUCCUCCAUCGGCGUGGUGGGCAGCGCGGAGCAGAACCGGGGCCACAGCGCCCGCUUCUUUGAGAUCCUCACCAAGGAGCUGGCCCUGGGCCAGGACAGGAUACUUAUCCGCUUUUGUCCUCUGGAGCCCUGGCAAGUUGGCAAGCAAGGGACAGUCAUGACGUUUUUGUGAUUGUCAUGGAGAGACACAAGGACGUACUGAGUUGGCUGCCUUUUCUGGAAAGUUGGAUCACCUUCCCCUCCCACCCCCGAGGCAGACAGACCUGUGAUGCCCUACCCUCCCAUACUAAAUAAAUUAAGAGACUUCCAUCAUUCCAAU